AUGGUCCCCGCAGCCGACGCCGGCGCUGGACCACGAUCAUCCCACCUGGAAGCAGGUCUACUUGAUACUUCGAGGGCCGGCGCCGGUGGAGAUUAUGUUGAACACCAACACGUUGAGAGUAGUUCUUCAUCAACAGCGGUCAUUUCCUCGCCUGCGUUGUUGAAGAGUCGUGCUGGUGGUGUAGGAACUGGUGUUAAUACAACGACUAGCUCCACCUUCCCCUCGCGAAGCCCCU
Molecule: messenger RNA, 235 nt
Organism: Amoebophrya sp. A120
Lineage: Eukaryota; Dinophyceae; Syndiniales; Amoebophryaceae
Source: the annotation of a GenBank genome assembly